Molecule: messenger RNA, 1434 nt
Organism: Ostertagia ostertagi
Lineage: Eukaryota; Metazoa; Nematoda; Chromadorea; Rhabditida; Trichostrongylidae
Source: the annotation of a GenBank genome assembly
AUGAAAUGCUCACCAUUCCCAUUCGGAGAUUUCGUGCCAACAUUUUUCGGUCAAGAAUCGCUAGUCUUUCCUCCAUUGACCGACGAACAGCUCAGAAAUCUCAAUGUGGUUCUCGCUGUCAAUCCAUCCGGUAAAGAUGGGGUGAUCUUCGAAACAGCUCGUCGCCCAUCGUUAGCUGGUGAAGAUCCAGCAAUUAUCACACGUACACCGAAUAUCGAGCAUCGAGCACGAAUCGACCAUGGUCUUGUCGUAUAUGAAUUUGACGUCGGUUACGGUCAAGCAGUUUCGCAAUUGAACUCUGGUCCUCCAACCGAGAAGAUUCACCAUCCGACCAAAUUCGAACAAGGCACUAAUGGACCGGUAUUUCUUGGAUCACACAUAGAGGCUACGGACCCCGAGAUGGUACAUCAGGGUUUUAUAGGAGUGAUAAGUUCAAUGACUGUGUCCGGAGAGCCCGUAGAUCUAGGAACCGUGGCACGAUCGCCUGACAUGGUGUCGCACGAUUCUUGCCAGCACGGCCUCUGCUUGCAUUUCUCUCGUUGCCGAAAUGCCAACAAUCCAAAGGGUUACGAGUGCGUCUGUCCGAUAGAGUACGCUGGUGAGCACUGUGAGAGGAGAUCUUCCUUCUGUAGAAACGAGGACUGUAAUUCUGGUAUAUGUGAAGAGGACGGGGAUACCUGGUACUGUGUCUGUCCAUUAAACGCCACUGGAUUACGAUGUGAAGUACCAGUGCAAUCUUCAGUAAGCGAUAUAGGCUUUAAAGCCGAUACGUCCUUUAUGGCAAUGCCUAGUCCGAAAAGUUUGGAUCAUUUCCAGGUCUCCAUGGAUCUCAAACCUGAAGACGUGGAACACAAUCGUAUGCUGUUAUAUGUAGCGUCCGACUACGAUCCUGAAUCCAAGAAACAUAUGAGUGUUUCUGUCUCAGACGGUUCCAUCGUAUACUCUUAUAGCGAUGGAGAAGGUCGUGAAGAAAUACGAACUGCACCGAUAGAACCUGGUGUUGAGUACACAGUAGUACUAUCUCGCAACGACUCCACAACUUCACUAUUUAUAAAUCAACAGAUGUACGAACGAAAGAAUGAAAUGAAGACAUUCGAACCAGGCACCGACCUUUUCGUAGGUGGCCUGCCACCUGGACUCGACGUGCCAGAUGACGUCCCUGCCACUUCUUUCUUUGGAUGUAUUAACAAGAUAAAUGUAGACGGGGUGGAGCUGGACUUCAACAAUCAAUCUAUGUUCUCUUCUGGCGACAUUUCUCAGUGUGUCAUGGCCGAGGAGGUGUUCCCCACGAAGAUAUUCACCACCGAAGCGCCACCAACGACAGAGUUAACCACGACAGAGGAAGUAGUUCACAUCUACAACACUGUCAAAGACUCUGAUGCUCCUGAACCGAUAAUACCGACAGUGGAUGAGACCGAAGAAGAAGCAGAAGAA